CAAUUCCUAUCAACGAAACCGAAAGUAGGAAUGUCGGCUAUUUGUCGCUUUUUCCAGUAAAUCCACGCACCUGGGGCGUUCUCAAGAUAAAUUAACGCCAAAAUAAUAUAUGCAUGGAAUGACCAAGAAUUAAGUUGCCAAUUUUUUCAAAAAUGUACAUUCAAUUGACUUUGACUGACCCGGUCACAAAACAAAAAGAGGAGGGCUGUAUCCUUAUCUCACGCACUCAUAAUACUGAGAAAGGGAUUACGGAACAAGAAGUCAAGAUCACAGACCCAGGAUGCCUCUGUAUCAUGAGAAUCAUGGUUAAAAGUCCAUUUGAAAUCGACAAGCAGCGCUACCCAAAGAUUGGAAAAUUUUUUCGAGAUAGUGACAGAAAGAUGAAAAUAAUUAAUCGAUUACAAAAAGUUCUAAAACGAUUGUUUUUUAAAAUGUGUUUACAAGCCAUGAUGAUUGUUAAAAUGAAUGAAUACACAAUGGUCAAACUUUACGAGGAAAUCUGCUUCAGCGACAUACGAGUGUUUGCCCUUCUGAUUCUGAGGAUGUCUACCUGGCGCGAAAUAAUCGUUGAUAUCAAUGGCACCAAAACAACCAAUUUACGCGAGAUCCUUCAGGUCUACGCAUGUCCCGAGGAGAAUUCAGCCAAUAUCUGUGACGAGACAUUCCUGAUGCAAAUGUCCCUCUGCAAUUACAUCCAGGACCGGUGUGGAGAUAAGUCAGAGAUCGGACACAAGGCUGACAAGUUGCUAGAACUCGUUAAAGACACCCUCACCAACAAUGGCCACCAGCGCAAGAGGAUGGAGCUCAUCUAUGGACGACAGGGAGAAAGCACUAUAGUAUUCUGUUCAUAAUGAUGCAGGGCUUUCAACAAAGGGCAGCAAGGGGUGAUUUAUCAAUGUUUCAGAGAUUGAAAUUCAUUCUUAAAAUUUCAUAAUUGGUAAAGAAAACCAUCAUAAACAAUUAUAAAACAGCUUCUUCAAUAGAUAAAUUCACCUCCAAAUUUUUGAAAGCCCUGAUGCUGCAAAAUGACCAAAAAAUAAAAAGAAAGAAAGAAAAGAAAGAGAACCUUCUGAAGUAAAAAUUUAAUAUAAGUCAUUUCCUGACAAUCAAAUUUUUGGAAUUUAGCUUGUUGAUUAGCUAAGUUGUCUAUUUUGAAUUCUUACCAAAACAUAAUCCUAUGUAUAGAAUACUUCCAUUUAUAUUAUCCCAGUGAUCUAUAUCUUUUCCAUGAAAUUGUCAUUACAUUCAUUCGUAUUCAAAUACAAGGUGUACUGGCACAACAAUCUUCCAGCCAAUGGACAGCAAACUGCUACACUAUUUCUAUAUAUUUGUUAUACUCUUUAUUCUUGUUGCACUUUGUAUUUAGUUGAAGGCUGGUACUCUUUUAUUUUUAUGUAAGCAUGUA
This is a messenger RNA of Saccostrea cuccullata (small rock oyster), 1405 nucleotides long. RefSeq lists its product as uncharacterized. The transcript is spliced from 2 exons. NCBI's taxonomy places the organism in Eukaryota, Metazoa, Mollusca, Bivalvia, Ostreida, Ostreidae. Bases 153 to 851 code for a protein of 232 amino acids. The record is from RefSeq and is a predicted model, not a curated record.